AUGGUUUUCUUGUUCCCUUCCUCUUUAGGAGAGAAAGGAGGCCUGGUCUCGGUUGGGUACGGAGAUGACGACUUCACCCGCUUGGAUGGGGAUGAGGAUGGAUAUGAAGAAGAGGAUGACGAGAACAGCAGGCAGUCAGAAGAUGACGAUUCAGAGACUGAAAAACCUGAGGCUGGUGACCUAAAGGAAUUUUCUGAACUGGAGAAAAGAGAUCCUCAGGAGCUAGUUGCUUCUUUCUCAGAGAGAGUGCGGAACAUGUCUCCGGAUGAGAUCAAAAUCCCUCCUGAGCCUCCUGGCAGAUGUUCUAACCACUUGCAGGAUAAAAUUCAAAAGCUAUACGAGAGGAAAAUUAAAGAGGGCAUGGAUAUGAACUAUAUCAUUCAGAGGAAAAAGGAGUUUCGCAACCCCAGCAUCUAUGAAAAGCUGAUCCAGUUUUGUUCAAUCGAUGAACUCGGUACAAAUUAUCCAAAGGACAUGUUUGAUCCUCAUGGCUGGUCAGAGGAUUCUUAUUAUGAGGCACUAGCUAAAGCCCAGAAGAUUGAAAUGGACAAAUUGGAGAAGGCCAAGAAGGAGCGCACGAAGAUUGAAUUUGUGACCGGCACUAAAAAGGGUACAACAACAAGUGCUGCUUCUACAACAACCACAACAGCCAGUACCACUGUGGGAGAUGCCCAGAAGAGGAAGAGCAAGUGGGACUCGGCCAUCCCUGUAACAACGAUAGCUCAGCCUACCAUCCUCACCACUACUGCAACGCUGCCAGGUGUUGUCACAGUGACAACCAGCGCGAGUGGAUCCAAAACUACAGUCAUAUCAGCUGUUGGCACCAUUGUGAAAAAGGCAAAGCAGUGACUGGCGAGCUGGUCCUGGAUUUUCGGACUUAAUUGUCAUUGAAGCCGUUGUUCUUGGAAGGGAGGGGUAGCUUUCGCCUUUGGUAAAAGAUGACAAGAUUCUUUGAAACAGACCACAGUUCCCUUUUGAAAGAAUGGGGGCAGGAGCAGGCAUGCCAGCCGUGUGCCCACAGGAAUGGACCUCUGCCGAAAAUGCCUCUGUCUCUUCUUGCUGUGGGAAGAACCAGUCUGUGUGUGUUGUACGGGAGGAAGAUGGUAUCUGGAGUCAGCUUGUAAAAGUUAGCUUAUUAAAUUAUGGCGUUAGGGUCCUACCCUACUUGCAAGUCUGGUU
This is a messenger RNA of Charadrius vociferus (killdeer), 1179 nucleotides long. It is a transcript of the gene SAP30BP, whose product is annotated as SAP30 binding protein. The transcript has 10 exons. The coding region runs from base 1 to 849 and encodes 282 amino acids. Gene Ontology annotation, cellular component: nucleus. Gene Ontology annotation, biological process: regulation of DNA-templated transcription. The record is from RefSeq and is a predicted model, not a curated record. Lineage: Eukaryota; Metazoa; Chordata; Aves; Charadriiformes; Charadriidae.